Molecule: messenger RNA, 252 nt
Organism: Podospora bellae-mahoneyi
Lineage: Eukaryota; Fungi; Ascomycota; Sordariomycetes; Sordariales; Podosporaceae
Exons: 1
Coding region: 1-252 (83 amino acids)
Source: RefSeq, a predicted model, not a curated record
AUGGGCGUGAUCCGGAUCGUCAGCUUUUUCCUUGCCUCGCCCGCCUUAUUAUCAGAAAAUUCUGAUUUUCCUACCUCUUUUUCUCAGUUGGUGGCAAGUGAUAUAGGGGGUUUGAAUGGUUGGGAAACGGGUGCGGUUGACCGAGGAGGCAAGCUUGUUAGCCCCGUAGCACGGAGGGAAUCGGGGUAUAAGAUGGGUAUUCUCUUCAAGAAUAUAAAGAGUUCUGUAGCCAGUGUUGCCAGCCAAGUUUAA